This is a messenger RNA of Chrysoperla carnea, 4718 nucleotides long. RefSeq names its product putative ATP-dependent RNA helicase TDRD12. Gene Ontology annotation, molecular function: metal ion binding. The record is from RefSeq and is a predicted model, not a curated record. Lineage: Eukaryota; Metazoa; Arthropoda; Insecta; Neuroptera; Chrysopidae. The transcript has 13 exons. Gene Ontology annotation, biological process: transposable element silencing; germ-line stem cell division. The coding region runs from base 147 to 4718 and encodes 1523 amino acids.
AAAUACACCUUUAAUUAAUUGUUAUUUCAUACAAAUAAUGAUUUCAUACAAAUAAUUAUAUUAUUAUAUCGUGAAAACUGCAACAUUGAGGUUAAGUUUAUCACUCGUGGUUUAAUAUUUAUGGCGGCAGUUAUUUUAGAUUAAAAAUGACUUCGGAAAGUGAAUUCGAACUUGUUGAAGUUACUCAUUUCAUAAAUCCACAUUUAUUUUGGAUUAAUCGAAUUGAGGAUGCCGACACAGAAUAUAAAAUAUUCUAUGAUAAAUUACAGACUUUUGCAGAGCAAUCUGGAACAUGUAUACCUCACCUAAAAAAGGUUUAUGCAUUUAAAGAUCCCGUCAAGAAUAUUUGGGCCCGUGGUGUAAUCGAAUUAGACAUUGACUUAAAAGUUGCCCAAAGUCUUGUGAAUAACAAAAUACGGGAUACAUCGUACAAAGUAUGGCUGAUCGAUGAAGGAAGGCCAAUUGACGUUUCCCAUUUACCACAUAGACUACCGCCAGAAUUUCGAGAGAAAGAAACAAAAUGCGAACGUUGUAUUCUAUUUGGUGUAAUACCGGCAAUUACUGAUUUAAACAUGUCUUUGGAGGUGUUUGAGAAACGUCGCAUAUGUGAGUGGCAAAUUAGUGCCAAAAAUAUUGUUAAAGAAUUACUAUCGAGGAAAAAUGCACAAGUUUUUUUUAAAACUCGAAAAUAUUUGGAAAAUGUUGUUAUUGGAGAUUUACAAAUUGUUUUAAAGAAUAAAUUAUACAAUAUUGCUGAACAUUUAGUGGAAAAAGGUUUUGCUUUUAUGGAUGAAAAAAAUUUUUUAAAAGUUCAAAGACAUAUUAUAUUAGAGCCAUCAUGUCGUGUGAAAACUCCAAGUGAUACACAAUCACGACCGCCUUCUGUUCAAUCACGUUCGAUUUCAAAUCAAUCACGACCACCUUCUGUUCAAUCACAGCCUGUUUCAAGCCAGUCUAAAAAUAAAAAAAUUCCAUCAAAUCUAUCAAGCAGAUCAAUUUCUGUACAAUCAGAAACUAUUCCAAAACGAUUCACUGAUAAUAAAAUAAUCGACGAUUUAAAUGAUAUAAGUGAUUUAGUUGAUUCAGAUCCCCCAUUAAGGGCAUUCACCAAACGACCUACUGUCGAUUCAUCGAAAAGUCAAAAAAUGAAUACAAUUCCAUCAAGCAGAUCAAUUUCUGUACAAUCAGAAACUAUCCCAAAACAUCCAACGAUAAAAAACGCAAUAGCAGACGAUUUAGACGAUGUAAGUGAUUUAGUUGAUUCAGAUCCCCCAUUGAGGGCAUUCACCAAACGUACUAUUACUGAAUCACACAUGCGCCAUCGAAAACCGAUUACUUCAGAUUCAUCGAGUUCAGAAAAUGAAAUCAGCAAACUGCAGCAUACUGUAACUACACACACAAAACCAUCGCCGCAGAUUAAAACAUCACCAAACGAUGGUUUAAUAUUAAAUCGAACCGCUGGUCGAGGAUCUCGACGAUCAUUAAAACUAAAACAACAAAAUAAUUCAUUCAAAGAUGAAUCAUUAGAAAUUUCUGACUCACAAAAUGAAUCAUUCGAAUUUGAAUCGGAAUUAAACAGUGUUGGUCGGGGUACACGAAAACAUUUAAAAUCACCAGAAAAUUUAAAUGAAAGUAAUUCAUUAAGUGUUCGAAAAAAAUUAUUUAACGCGAAAGAUAAAUUGAUCUCGAACACGUCGGGUAAAACUCCAGCCAAACAACUAUUCACUGAUGUUAUAUCCAUAAAUACCAUCGAUCAUACAUUAGCGAUGAAUCAAGAUGCGGAAUUUUACGAUAAUACCGAUUCAGAAAUCACAAGUGACGAAAAAAAUUCUCUGAUUGAAAAAAAUGGUAAAAUUUCAGAGGUGAAAACUUGUAUUGCUGUUAUAAAAAAUAUUGAUGAAGAACAAUCACCGAAAAAACAAAUAGUAGAAGAAGAUCUUUUAAGUGUUGGAAAAACUGAAGAUGAUGCUUUAUUUUUGGAACGAUUUAAUCAAAAACAGGCUAAAAAACUUGAAAAUGAAAGAAAAUUACUCGAAUUGAUGGAAAAAAAUAAAGAACCACAUGAAGAGGAAACAAAAGAGAAUAUUUCUCCAAAACAAACUACAGUAAAACCAAGUGUUACAAAACUAUUAAAAAAAUUGAAAAUUAAAAAAUCAUCUUCAACAGAUACAACUAAUCCAAAAUCAAGUUCUACACCAAUUCCUUCAUCAAAUUUGGAUAGUUCAUCUGCAAGUCGUUGUGAAUCAACUACAUCAAGCAACGACUUCACCGAUAAUGAAACUUUGUAUAAGAAAAAACAGACGUCAACUGAAGUUAAUUCAACUUUCAACUGGCCUAAAGUAGAUAAUGCUCCUGUCAGUAACCAAAAGCUUAAUAUAAUGCCAGCAGGGGCGCUCGUAGAGUUACCUAAUAUGAAAAGGGAACCAAAAAAUCAGUAUACAAGACAAAUGCCAAGGAAAACAAAUAACCAAAAUAUGGAAGAGUCCGAUGACGGUAUUAUUACAGUUGAGUCAUUUUUAGAGAGACAAGUAAAAACAUUUCAAACUGGUCGCAAUCUUAAAGCAGCUACAUCAUCAUUGUCACCUGUUUUAAACGUCGGAGGAUUUAACACUAGUCGAUUUUUAAUUCAUUCGUUGAAAAAAAUUACACCUAUACAAAAUGUCGGACAAGCCUAUUUGCAUUCAGAUAUUCGAAAUGUGCUAACUUCUUUAAAUAUAAUAGAAUUACACAAUUUACAAACAUAUGUAUGGCCAGCAAUAAAUCGUGGCGAAAAUGUUGUGGCUAUAUGGCCAAAAUAUACACAUAAUAAGCCAGAUGAAAAUAGUUGCAUGAUGUUCUUACCAUUAAUGUGUAAUACAAUUAUUGAAAACAAUUAUGAUGAUUUGGGAAAUUUUGAUGGUCCAAUUGUAUUGAUAUUAUGUGCCCAUAAAACCGCAGCACGUAUUAUUUAUGAAAAAACAUUAUUGUUGCUGAAUUUGAUAAUAAAACGAGAAAAAUUCGAACAUACACAAAAGAAUAAAAAUAAAUCAAAUGCAAGGAUUCCAACCAAAAACAGAGCAUAUUUAUUAUUGGAUAAUAUUGAUAUCAUUCGAGGAGAUAUCGUUAUUUCAACACCAAAAUGUUUUAUGAAUCGUUUAAAUCAAAUGCGUGGAUUUGCUACCGAAUUCCGAAGAUUGUGCCAUUUGGUUAUUGACGAUGCAGACAUAAUAACUGAUAGAUAUUCCUCAGAAUUGACCGAAAUUUUAUCGCAAUGUCAAAAUACCUUAGAUCGGCGUCGUAACGCAAUAAGAAAUAUUCAAUUAAUUUUAACCGGUGAAAAAUGGACAAAUGGUGUGGAAGAAUUAUGUAAAAAAUCAAAAAUUAAACCUGCAAUUUGUAUUGAAACGCAAAUUGAAGCGGCGAUUUAUGCUAAAGUUAAUAUGAACUUGCAAUUUAUUAGAAAAGAAACAAAAAUGGAAAUUUUAUAUGAAUUAAUUAAUCAAAAAAUAUCAACAUUCAAGACACUUUUAAUGUGUAAUAAAUACAGCGAAAUUGAGGAAGUUGUUAAUUUUUUGAAUUCGAAAGGUAUUGAAGCUUUGUCUUUUCAAAAACGUGUUACUGGUACUGAAAUUAAACAUACAUUUGAUCAAUGGAAUACUGCACUACCUGGGGCCUAUAAAUUAUUGGUUCUCACUGACGAUGUACUAGCUGAUAUUUCUAUCACGUCGGCUAUGUGGUUAAUUCAUUAUACAUUGCCACGAACCUGGACACAUUUUUCAAAUCGAUUUAAUACGCUUAACGCAAAUUAUCCAUCGUUUUAUGCAACAACAAAUAGAGCUGUAGCUAGUCCAAAAGUUCACAUUUUUAUCGAUGAAAGUCAUAUUGAAGUUGUUCCACGCAUGAUAAACUUUUUGGAACGAUUGUCAAACAAUGCUAAUUUUACAAAAUUACUUCCAUUAAAAGAGGCUGCAAUUCUUGCUAAAGAAGAAAAAAAAUUACAAACAAAAAACACCGAAUUAUGCUACUUAUUGCUAAGUACCGGCGUUUGUCCUAACGAAUAUCGUUGCAAUAAACGUCAUUUAUUAUUUUCGAAUAUUGAUUCACCAACAUUCUCAAAUAUUAAAAUCGGUUCAUCGAUUAAAUUAAAAUUAAUCGAACAAUACGAUGCUGUACAUUAUUCAGCUCGAUUAAUUGAUUCCGACAGUGAAUAUAAAAUGCUAUCGUUGGAUUUGGCAAGCUAUUAUCGUGAAAAUCCUGGAAAAUUAUCAACAAUUGAUAUUAAUAAAGUGUAUGCAUAUAAAAAAACUGAAACAUUGUAUGAACGAUGUAAGAUUAUUGAGAAAACUUCUCGAAUUUCAUCUACUUCGAUAGAGUAUUAUAAAAUAUUACUAAUUGAUACCGGUGAAGUAAAAACUGUCACAUUUAAAAGUUUAUUCGAUUUGCCUGAGUGUUUUACAAAAGAUCAAAGUGAACAGUUAUCGUUAGAUGUAUUUAUCGCGAAUGUAAAACCAUCACACGAUGAAAUUAUUUGGGAUAUCGAAAAUAAUACAAAAUUGAAAAAUAAAUUAUCAGAUAUCAACAUUUAUGAUCCCGAUAUGUUUAUCACAUGUGACGUACAAUUAGCAAUUGGUAAUCGUAUUUGGAUUGAUAAUGUACAAAUUAUUGAACAAUUUCCGCAUACUAAAACAUGUUUAGAACGAUUAAAUUUAACAUAUGAAUUAGAACGUGAAACUUUGUAA